Messenger RNA from Camelus dromedarius (Arabian camel), 2916 nucleotides. RefSeq names its product SMAD family member 7 (gene SMAD7). Lineage: Eukaryota; Metazoa; Chordata; Mammalia; Artiodactyla; Camelidae. Gene Ontology annotation, molecular function: transcription regulator inhibitor activity; I-SMAD binding. Gene Ontology annotation, cellular component: heteromeric SMAD protein complex. The transcript is spliced from 4 exons. The record is from RefSeq and is a predicted model, not a curated record. Bases 195 to 1472 code for a protein of 425 amino acids. Gene Ontology annotation, biological process: transforming growth factor beta receptor signaling pathway; regulation of transcription by RNA polymerase II; anatomical structure morphogenesis.
CCCCGGCCUCCGGGAGACUGGCGCAUGCCACGGAGCGCCCCUCGGGCCGCCGCCGCUCCUGCCCGGGCCCCUGCUGCUGCUGUUGUCGCCUGCGCCUGCUGCCACAACUCGGCGCCCGACUUCUUCAUGGUGUGCGGAGGUCAUGUUCGCUCCUUAGCCGGCAAACGACUUUUCUCCUCGCCUCCUCGCCCCGCAUGUUCAGGACCAAACGAUCUGCGCUCGUCCGGCGUCUCUGGAGGAGCCGUGCGCCCGGCGGCGAGGACGAGGAGGAGGGCGCGGGGGGAGGCGGAGGAGGCGAGCUGCGGGGAGAAGGGGCGACGGACGGCCGGGCGCAUGGGGCCGGUGGCGGCGGUGCAGGCAGGGCUGGCUGCUGCCUGGGCAAGGCAGUGCGAGGUGCCAAAGGUCACCACCAUCCCCACCCCCCAGCCGCGGGCGCCGGCGCGGCCGGGGGCGCCGAGGCGGAUCUGAAGGCGCUCACGCACUCGGUGCUCAAGAAACUGAAGGAACGGCAGCUGGAGCUGCUGCUCCAGGCCGUGGAGUCCCGCGGCGGUACGCGCACCGCGUGCCUCUUGCUGCCCGGCCGCCUGGACUGCAGGCUGGGCCUGGGGGCGCCCGCCGGCUCGCAGCCCGCGCAGCCGCCCUCGUCCUACUCGCUCCCCCUCCUGCUGUGCAAAGUGUUCAGGUGGCCGGAUCUCAGGCAUUCCUCGGAAGUCAAGAGGCUGUGUUGCUGUGAAUCUUACGGGAAGAUCAACCCCGAGCUGGUGUGCUGCAACCCCCAUCACCUUAGCCGACUCUGCGAACUAGAGUCUCCCCCUCCUCCUUACUCCAGAUACCCGAUGGAUUUUCUCAAACCAACUGCAGCCUGUCCGGAUGCUGUGCCUUCCUCCGCUGAAACAGGGGGAACGAAUUAUCUGGCCCCUGGGGGGCUUUCAGAUUCCCAACUUCUUCUGGAGCCUGGGGAUCGGUCACACUGGUGCGUGGUGGCAUACUGGGAGGAGAAGACGAGAGUGGGGAGGCUCUACUGUGUCCAGGAGCCCUCCCUGGAUAUCUUUUAUGAUCUACCUCAGGGGAAUGGCUUUUGCCUCGGACAGCUCAAUUCGGACAACAAGAGUCAGCUGGUGCAGAAAGUGCGGAGCAAAAUUGGCUGUGGCAUCCAGCUGACGCGGGAGGUGGAUGGCGUGUGGGUGUACAACCGCAGCAGUUACCCCAUCUUCAUCAAGUCAGCCACACUGGACAACCCGGACUCCAGGACGCUGUUGGUACACAAAGUGUUCCCCGGUUUCUCCAUCAAGGCUUUUGACUACGAGAAAGCGUUCAGCCUGCAGCGGCCCAACGACCACGAGUUCAUGCAGCAGCCGUGGACUGGCUUCACUGUGCAGAUUAGCUUCGUGAAGGGCUGGGGCCAGUGCUACACCCGCCAGUUCAUCAGCAGCUGCCCGUGCUGGCUGGAGGUCAUCUUCAACAGCCGGUAGCCACGUGGGGAGAGGACAGAGCGGGAGCCGAGCGGGCCCAGUCCAAACUACUUUGCUGCUAACGUUUUCCUCCUGAGUGCUUGCUUUUCAUGCAAACUCUUUGGUCGUGUUUUUUUUCCCCCCUCUCCCCUUUUCGUCUUUCUCGUUUAUGCUCUGUUUUGUUUUGUUCUGUGAGAAAUAGCUUAUGAAAAGAAUUGUUGGGUUUUUUAGGGGGUGGUGGUGGUAUGGUUGGCAGAACACCUCAUGUGAAAAGGGGAGGCAAAAAUCAGAGUACCGCCAAACACAGUGUUGGAAUGGGGAGCAGGUCCCAACUUUGGGGUCGUUGUUGCCCUUGUCAGGGCGUACGUGUGAGCGAGUGUGCGCACAUGCGCACGAAUGCAGAUGGGGGACUCGUGUGUUUCUUACGAUGUCUCCGGCUGAGACCUUUUCCUCCCAAGGUUGUCUCUCUGCCCCUUGGACAUGCUCAGUGGGGCGGCAGCUGCCAGCAGCAAGGCUCUGUCCCCAGCCCCGGGAAGCCCCCACCUCGCCUCUCCCCUUCUAGGACAUUGGCUUCUUAGAAACAACCCUGCAAGAGGCUGAACCAGAACCCGUUUUUCCAUGCCGUCUUAUCGCUCCCCCGUAGCCACCCUGUUGCCAUUGUCGUGUCUUUCUUUUUUGACCGUCUGCUCCUGGACAUCUCUGAGAUGGGCUUCCCAAGGGCUGCCGGGGCAGCCCCGUCACAGUAUUGCUCACCCAGUGCCCUCUCAGGCCCCUCAGCCUCUCCCCUGCCCUGGUGACAUCAGGUUUUCCCCGGACUCAGAAAACCAGCUCAGCACUUUCCUCCCCUCCGCAGCCCAUGUGUUGAGCUCUGCUGUUGGACCAGCAAGGGGAGAAGCCCCGGGAGGGAGACUUCUCAGCAUCCCCCUCUUCCCACCAAGGAUUCGGUCCAUCACAACCCAAGGUACCAUCCUGAGCUGACACCUAACUCUUUCAUUUCUUCUACAACUCAUACACUCGUAUGAUACGUUGACACUGCUCUUAGCUCAAUGAGCAUGUUUAGACUUUAACAUAAGCUAUUUUUCUAACUACAAAGGUUUAAAUGAACAAGAGAAGCAUUCUCAUUGGAAAUUUAGCAUUGUAGUGCUUUGAGAGAUAAAGGACUCCUGAAAAAAAAAACCCUGAGAUUUAUUAAAGAAAAAAUGUAUUUUAUGUUAUAUAUAAAUAUAUUAUUACUUGUAAAUAUAAAGACGUUUUAUAAGCAUCAUUAUUUAUGUAUUGUGCAAUGUGUAUAAACAAAAAUAAAGAAAAGAUGCACUUUGCUUUAAUAUAAAUGCAAAUAACAAAUGCCAAAUUAAAAAAGAUAAACACAAGAUUGGUGUUUUUUUCUAUGGGUGUUAUCACCUGGCUGAAUGUUUUUCUAAAGGAGUUUAUGUUCCAUUAAACAAUUUUUAAAAUGUAUACUUGA